This is a messenger RNA of Rhopilema esculentum, 438 nucleotides long. RefSeq names its product protein phosphatase 1 regulatory subunit 3C. Gene Ontology annotation, cellular component: protein phosphatase type 1 complex. Gene Ontology annotation, biological process: regulation of glycogen biosynthetic process. Lineage: Eukaryota; Metazoa; Cnidaria; Scyphozoa; Rhizostomeae; Rhizostomatidae. Gene Ontology annotation, molecular function: glycogen binding; protein phosphatase 1 binding. The record is from RefSeq and is a predicted model, not a curated record.
AUGGGCAAGUCAAACAGCAAAGAGAAAGUGCAAGUUCCAGCAAAUAAAUUGGUACCAUGCUUUGAUUUGAAAGUGGAGCAAGAAAAAACGAACAUUGGGUUUAUUUCUCUUGAGAAUAUUUGCAUUAAUGGGAGGAACGUGACAGGUAUUAUUUCCGUGGAGAACUUUGAUCAAAACGAGGAAAACUGGGAGGUGAAGGUUCGAUUCACUUUGAAUUCGUGGAAUUCGUACAACGAUGAAGCUUGUGAAUGUGUCGAGGAGGAACCAGACUCGAAAAUGGAUGAUCGGAAGCGAUUCAAGUUUGUAAUAAACGUGCCCGUUGGCAUGACUCUCGAAUGUGCGAUUUGCUGUGGAAAUGCAAUGAAUGGGACUGAGUUUUGGGAUAAUAACAACGAAAAAAAUUAUAAAUUUACUGAUAUGGUCUCGUCUGUGUCAUAA